This is a messenger RNA of Coregonus sp. 'balchen', 18094 nucleotides long. The record is from the annotation of a GenBank genome assembly. Lineage: Eukaryota; Metazoa; Chordata; Actinopteri; Salmoniformes; Salmonidae.
AUGAGGAUGCCAAGUAAGGGACAUGGCACUGAAAGCUAUUACUGUGGCAUCAGAAUAAUAUUCACAGAAUCUAUGAUGAGAUUACUUGCGGGGUGUGUGUGUGUGUGUGACCUCAUCGCCAUGGUAACAAUAACUUUUUACACAGGGGGCGGGGGGGGUCUCGGUCAGUAGUUACUGUAAUGUAUGUGGACGUGGAGCUUUGUCCUUCCUGCAGGGGUGUUUUCUUCCGGUGCCAGGCUGAGGAGAGACAAGUCUCUGUGUGCAUGACCUGUCAGACUGGCCCCCUCUCCUAUCCAGCCCUCCACACACGCUCUCUUCUCCAACCCUGCACACUCACACCUCUUAGGGCUUAAUCCAGCUGGGAAAUGGAUAUGUAAGUUUAUGUAAAUCCUACAUUGGUUCCAUGUAUUUUUUUUAAUUUAGGAUUCAAACCUUGUGUGUAAAAUAUGUAUGUGUCUGCUUUCAUACUGCUUCAAAACGAAGUGCAAAGGGCCAUACUGAAAGAUCCUCUCUAUGCAGUGGUAAGACUAGGGAGAAUGAAGGACACGGUAAAAGAUGCCCCAAAACAUGACACAAUCUGAGGCCUUUAUUCAGUUGAUUCAUGGACGGAAUUGACCCCAACCCUGGCCACUACCAAGAAUCACUGAACUGAACUAAGUUCAAGUGAAAUCCAACACAACAUUCCUCUCAGUAUUGGGGAAGGGAGCCAUCUUGUUUACCUAAGCAUCUUGCCAGCUGUUGUUUUGGGGUUUGUUGUUGUUGAUGUCAUUAUUUGUUUGUUGUUGGUUGGAGUGUGGUUGAGGUAUUUGUAAUUACUCGCACCGUGUGUGUGUACCUGUGUGUGGAGCUUUGUGUAGUGAACCCACUUACUUGCUAGUUGCGCUGUUGGCAGCAGGGUUGGUUGGGUGAGUGGCUCCCUGAGUGAUUGCCCUGUAUGGGUAGCACUGGACACAGAGUGGGCACUAGCCCUGGCACUGGUUGCUUUGGCUGCAGAGCCACAGUGUGAAAUGCAUUCCAGUGUGUUGCUGACCUGCCAACUGAAUGGUACAGUAGUGCCUACUGGGAGAAUGUCUAUGUACUGUACUAAAGGGAUGGUGGGAGGAAGGGAUGGAGGGUUUUGAAGCAAGGUUUUCAACCAUGAUUGUACUAUGUAGUUAAUUCAGCUUACUGGAACACACUCUUUGAAAGCCACUCUGGAUAAUAGUGUCUGUUAAAUGAUUAAAAUGGGAAUGUAAAAUUGGAGGGAGGUAGGGAGAUAUUAUACACUUGCUAAGGGAUGAGGCCAUUGAAAAAUCCAACACGAAGAUAUGUCUUACAACCCUACACAAUUCGCACAUCCUCACCCACUCACCCUUUCUCCUCUCCCUCCAUCUCGCAUUCGCUCACUCUCUCUCUCGCUCUCUUCUCAACCCCCUCUGUUUCUCUCCAAUCUCUAUUUCUCUAACUCUACCCGCCUAUCUCUCUCUCUCUCUCUCUCUCUCUCUCUCUCUCUCUCUCUCUCUCUCUCUCUCUCUCUCUCUCUCUCUCUCUCUCUCUCUCUCCCUCUUUCUCUCUCUCUCUGGGGCCUUGUCAGUUCUUAUGAGUUGAAAUGGCUGUGUUGUGUUCGGCACUGAGGGCAGGCUGAAGCUCGCUGACUCACACAACCUCUUGGGUGUUCAGAGGGAAAAUGUCACCGCACAUUGGGCAGCCAUCAACACACACACACACACACUCAUGGCAAGGCUAUUUUUAGGUCCUGUCACUCAAAUGGACUGUGUACGAUAGUGCCACUACACAUGUCUCUGCUGCACUAAAUGACACAGAGUUUCUCCCUGUUUAGUAAUAUUGUGUGUGUGUGUUUUCUGUGUGUGUGUUUUCUCUCCAGCGCUACAUGAGUUCCCCACAGACCUGUUCACCAACCAGGAGCGCACAGAGGGAGCAGUGGCCUUACAUGUCCUGUUUGUGAGUGACUGUUCUACACUCAACACACACCAACACACUAUCUACUCUACACAAUGGCUACCUGCCACUGACCGUGUGAUGCAAUGCAUUGAAAAGCAGGAUAGUGUCUUUAACACAGUUGCAGUGGUGGAAAACGUACCCAAUUGUCAUACUUGAGUAAAAGUAAAGAUACCUUAAUAGAAAAUGACUCAAGUAAAAGUGAAAGUCACCCAGUAACAUACUACUUGAGGAAAAGUCUAAAAGUAUUUGGUUUUAUAUAUACGUAAGUAUCAAAGGUAUAUGUAAUUGCUAAAAUAUACUUAAGUAUCAAAAGUAAAAGUAUAAAUCAUUUCACAUUCCUUAUAUUAAGCAAACCAGAUGGCACGAUUUUCUUGUUUGAUUAUUUUACGGAUAGCCAGGCGCACACUCCAACACUCUGACAUAAUUUACAAACGAAGCUGUCACAAGCUGAUGUGGAUGCGGUGUUGGAGUCAGGCGCAGGACACAGAAGCUCAGUCAAAAAAGACUUUACUAGUCCACAAAUACAAUACAAAAUAAACGGGCCUCAAACACUGGAGGCGAGCGAUUACGCAUACAGUGCAUAAAGACACUAUCAACAUGAGAACAAAUAUCUUACAUCAAAGGUGUCACGAUCGUCUAAGGAAGGAGUGGACCAAAGCGCAGCGUUUGUAGCGAACAUGUUGACUUUAUUAAAUAAAGCAACCACGAAAACAACAAAACCAAAUGACGAUACGUGAAGUCCAAAAGUGACAAUGACUGAACAGGAACAAAAACCCACCAACACAAGGUGAAAACAGACAGUAUAAAUAUGGCUCCCAAUCAGAGACAACGAGCCAACAGCUGACACUCGUUACCUCUGAUUGGGAGUCACUCAACCAAACAAAGAAAUACAACACAUAGAACCACCCAACCAAACAAAACACCACGAAACGAACACACCCUGGCUCAACACACAAAGUCCCGGAGCCAGAGCGUGACAGUACCCCCCCCUAAAGGCGCGGACUGCGACCGCGCCUCAAUAAGGCUAAACAAGGGAGGGCUGGGUGGGCGUACCUCCUCGGCGGUGGUUCUGGCUCCGGCCCUGAUCCCCACCUCCUCUUCAACCCCCCAAAGUACCCCUGGUCCUGUCUAGCCCCGCUGGUCGGAGCCGGACUGACGACACGCGCCCCUGGCUUGGUGCGUGUAGGAGGAACGAGCUGGACCAGGCUGACGACUCGCAUCCCUGGUUUGGUGCGAGUAGCAGGAACGGGCUGGACCAGGCUGACGACGCGCACCACUGACCUGGUGCGGGGAGCAGGACUGAGCCGGACCGGGCUGACGACGCGCACCACUGACCUGGUGCGGGGAGCUUGGAUGGGCCGGACUGGGCUGGCGACGCGCACCACAGACCUGGUGCGGAGAGCAGAAACGGGCCGGACAGGGCUGGCGACGCGCACCACAGACUUGGCGCGGAGAGCAGGAACGGGCAGAGCCGGGCUGACGAGACGCACCACAGACUUGACGCGGGGAGCAGGAAUGGGCAGAGCCGGACUGACGAGACGCACCACAGACUUGAUGCGGGGAGCAGGAAUGGGCCGGGCUGGGCUGGCGACGCGCACCGCAGGUUCGAUGCGGGGAGCAGGAAUAGACCGGACCGUACUGGGGACACACACCACUGGCUCUACACCGGGCUCUGGAACGGGCCGGACCGGACUGGCAACACACGCCAGUACCUCUCGCCGUGCCUCCACACCUUCCAUCCCCUCUUCUACCAGUGGCCCCCGUAACCCGGCGGCCUUCUCCGGCAACCCACUGGACCGCUCUAUCGCGGCCUCCUGCUGGUCCGCCGUCGUGAGCCCCCCCCUAAAAAUUUUCGGGGCGUCUCUCCUACCCGUGGACCACUUCUCCAUAUCCCUCGCCAGCUUCUCGCCUUUCUGCCAUAACGUCAAGCCCUUGUCUUCCUCCCUCGGCUUGACCCAGUCCAGGAGGCGAAGGAGAUCUGUGAGGGAUCUCCCUGGCGAUGGCUCCUGAACACACUGCUUGGUCCCAUCUUGGUGGGUUUUUCUGUCACGAUCGUCUAAGGAAGGAGUGGACCAAAGCGCAGCGUUUGUAGCGAACAUGUUGACUUUAUUAAAUAAAGCAACCACGAAAACAACAAAACCAAAUGACGAUACGUGAAGUCCAAAAGUGACAAUGACUGAACAGGAACAAAAACCCACCAACACAAGGUGAAAACAGACAGUAUAAAUAUGGCUCCCAAUCAGAGACAACGAGCCAACAGCUGACACUCGUUACCUCUGAUUGGGAGUCACUCAACCAAACAAAGAAAUACAACACAUAGAACCACCCAACCAAACAAAACACCACGAAACGAACACACCCUGGCUCAACACACAAAGUCCCGGAGCCAGAGCGUGACAAAAGGACAGGCGGACAAUCAUACACAACUGCAAACAAAACUAAAGGAAACGUAUAGGUGACCUAAUCGAUACAUAACACGAAACAGGUGCACUAACAAGACAAGACCAAACAAACAUCGAUACAUCAAGCGGUAGUAACUAGUACUCCGGGGACGACGAACGCCGAAGCCUGCCCGAGCAAGGAGGAGGAGCAGUCUCGGCGGAAUUCAUGACAGUACCCCCCCCUUGACGCGCGGCUCCAGCCGUGCGCUGACCCCGGGCUCGGGGACGGCCAGGAGGACGCGGAGCAGGGCGCGUGGGAUGACUACGGUGGAACUCAGUCAGGAGGGAUGGAUCUAAAAUGUCCCUCCUAGGCACCCAGCACCGUUCCUCCGGGCCGUACCCCUCCCACUCCACGAGAUAUUGUAGACCCCCCAUCCGACGUCUCGAAUCCACGAUGGACCGGACCGAGUACGCCGGAGCCCCCUCGAUGUCCAGUGGGGGCGGAGGAGUCUCUCUUAUCUCAUAGUCCUGGAGUGGACCAGCUACCACCGGUCUGAGGAGAGACGCAUGGAACGAGGGGUUAAUGUGAUAAUCAUUAGGCAGUUGUAACUUGUAGCAAACCUCGUUCAAUCUCCUCAGGACUUUGAAUGGCCCCACAAACCGCCGACCCAGCUUCCGGCAGGGCAGGCGAAGGGGCAGGUUUCGAGUCGAGAGCCAGACUCGAUCUCCAGGGGCGUAUACUGGACCCUCACUGCGGUGGAGAUCGGCGCUCGCCUUCUGCCGACGGAUGGCCCGCUGCAGAUGGACGUGUGCAGCGUUCCACGUCUCCUCCGAGCGCCGAAACCAUUCAUCCACCGCAGGAGCCUCGAUCUGGCUCUGAUGCCAUGGUGCCAGAACCGGCUGAUACCCUAACACACACUGGAAAGGGGUCAGGUUAAUAGAGGAGUGGCGAAGAGAGUUCUGAGCCAUCUCUGCCCAGGGGAUAUACCCCGACCACUCCUCCUGCCGGCCCUGGCAAUAUGAUCUCAGAAACCUACCCACAUCCUGGUUCACUCUCUCCACCUGCCCAUUACUCUCAGGGUGGAACCCCGAGGUAAGGCUAACCGAGACCCCCAAGCGUUCCAUGAACGCCCUCCAGACUCUAGAGGUGAAUUGGGGACCCCGAUCAGACACUAUAUCCUCGGGAACCCCGUAGUGCCGGAAGACGUGGGUAAACAAAGCCUCAGCAGUCUGUAGGGCAGUAGGGAGACCCGGCAUUGGGAUGAGACGACAGGCCUUAGAGAACCGAUCCACAACGACCAGAAUAGUGGUAUUCCCCUGAGAGGGGGGAAGGUCCGUAACAAAGUCCACCGAGAGGUGAGACCACGGCCGUUGUGGAACGGGCAGGGGUUGUAACUUCCCCCUAGGCAGGUGUCUAGGCGCCUUACACUGAGCGCACACUGAGCAGGAGGAGACAUAAACACUCACGUCCCUAGCCAAUGUUGGCCACCAGUACUUCACACUAAGGCAGUGCACUGUCCGGCCAAUACCUGGAUGUCCAGAGGAGGGUGACGUAUGAGCCCAAUAAAUGAGACGAUCACGGACCUCGAGCGGCACGUACGUCCGACCCACUGGACACUCUGGGGGAGUAGGGUCGGUGCGUAACGCCCGCUCAAUUUCCGUAUCGACCUCCCAUACCACCGGUGCCACCAGACAAGACUCCGGCAUUAUGGGAGUGGGCUCAACGGACCUCUCCUCUGUGUCAUACCGCCUGGACAGGGCGUCUGCCUUACCGUUCUGGGACCCUGGGAUGUAGGUUAUCUUAAACACAAACCGGGUCAGAAACAUGUUCCACCUAGCCUGACGAGGGUUCAAUCUCCUAGCUGCCCGGAUGUACUCCAGGUUACGGUGAUCAGUCAGAAUUUUAGAAAAAAAGGGUGUUGAGCCCCCUCAAGCCAAUGCCUCCACACCUUUAGAGCUUGAACCACGGCUAACAGCUCCCUGUCCCCUACGUCAUAAUUACGUUCCGCCGGGCUGAGCUUUUUAGAAUAAAAAGCGCAGGGACGGAGCUUAGGAGGCGUGCCUGAGCGUUGCGACAGUACUGCCCCAAUCCCGGCCUCUGACGCGUCCACCUCUACCUGGAACGCUAAAGCGGGGUCCGGGUGCGCCAGCACCGGAGCCGAAGUGAACAGGACCUUCAGUUUACCAAACGCCCUGUCCGCUUCAGCCGACCACUGCAAACGCACCGGGCCCCCCUUCAGCAGGGAAGUAAUGGGAGCUGCUACCUGUCCAAAACCCCGGAUAAACCUCCGGUAGUAAUUGGCAAACCCCCAAAAACUGCUGCACCUCUUUAACAGUGGUUGGGGUUUGCCAGUUACGCACGGCUGACACACGGUCAAUCUCCAUCUUCACCCCUGACGCGGACAACUGAUGACCCAAGAAGGAGAUGGACUCCUGGAAAAACAGACAUUUCUCUGCCUUGACAUACAAGUCAUGCUCCAACAGCCUACCCAACACUCGGCACACCAGGGCUACAUGCUCGGCUCGUGUAGAAGAGUACACUAGGAUGUCGUCAAUGUACACUACCACACCCUGCCCAUGCAGGUCCCGGAAGAUCUCGUCCACAAAUGAUUGGAAGACUGAAGGAGCAUUCAUUAACCCGUAUGGCAUGACGAGAUACUCAUAAUGACCUGAGGUGGUACUAAAUGCCGUCUUCCAUUCAUCUCCCUCCCUAAUGCGCACCAAGUUAUAGGCGCUCCUGAGAUCCAGUUUUGUGAAGAAAGGCGCUCUGUGCAAUGAUUCAGUCAUACUCGCAAUCAGAGGAAGAGGGUAACUGUAUUUAACAGUGAUCUGAUUGAGACUACGGUAAUCAAUACACAGGCGCAACCCUCCGUCCUUCUUCUUCACAAAAAAGAAACUCGAGGACGCAGGGGAAGUGGAGGACCGUAUGUAUCCUUGUCUCAGGGACUCAGCUAUGUAUGUCUCCAUAGCCACCGUCUCCUCUUGAGACAGAGGAUACACAUGGCUCCGCGGGAGUGCCACACCUGUCUGGAUGCCAAAUCCUCAUACUCAGGGGGAAUGUGCAUUGCGGGCACUUGGUUCGGACUCUCCACCGUGGUCGCCCCAACGGAAACACCUAAACAUCGCCCAACACACUGGUCAGACCAUUCCUUGAGAGCCCUCUGUUGCCACGAAAUGGUGGGGUCAUGGGUGAUUAACCAAGGAAGCUCCAGCACCACGGGAUACGCAGGAGAGUCAAUCAGGUACAACUGAAUGAUCUCCUCAUGACCCCCCUGCGUCUUCAUCUUUAGUGGCGCUGUGACCUCCCUAAUCAACCCAGAUCCCAACGGGCGGCUAUCUAGGGCAUGGACAGGGAAGGGUGCAUCAACGGGCAGGAGGGGAAUCCCUAACUUAGUACAACAUUUCUGAUCAAUAAAAUUCCCAGCUGCGCCUGAAUCGACUAGCGCCUUAUGCUGGGAAUGAGAUGCAACCUGAGGAAAUACCACAGGUAUACACAAGUGAACAACAGAGAGCUCUGGGUGAGUGGGGCGCCUACUCACCUGAAAUGACUCCCCAGUGCGCGACCUGUUGCCCCGAUUCCCUGGAGACCCUCCCCAGCACCUAGCCGCAGAGUGUCCUCCACGGCCACAGUUGGUGCAGGGGACCCCCUCGGGUUCUCUCUCCUUCUCUCUCUAGCGCCAGCACCCCCGAGCUCCAUAGGGCUCGGCUCGGAGGUGCUGGGGGAUGGAAUGGAUGGCCCCAACUCGGGAUGUCUGCGGGUGGCCAGCAGGGUAUCCAGACGGAUGGACAUGUCCACCAGCUGGUCGAAGGACAGAUUGGUGUCCCUGCAGGCCAGCUCUCGACGAAAGUCCUCACGCAGGCUACACCAAUAGUGGUCGAUGAGGGCCCUCUCAUUCCACCCCGCAUCCGCCACUAGAGUCCGGAAAUCCAGGGCGAACUCCUGUGCGCUCCUCUUCCCCUGUCGGAGGUGGAACAGACGCUCCCCCGCCGCUUUACCCUCAGGAGGGUGAUCGAAUACAGCCCUGAAGCGGCGGGAGAACUCUGCGUAGCUGAUGGUGGCGGCGUCUAUUCCCCUCCAUUCGGCGUUGGCCCACUCCAACGCCUUGCCGGAGAGACAGGAGAUGAGGGCGGAAACGCUCUCGUAUCCCGAGGGCGCCGGGUGUAUGGUGGCCAGGUAGAGUUCCACCUGAAGGAGGAACCCCUGACACCCGGCUGCGGUGCCAUCAUAUGCCCUCGGGAGCGAGAGCCGAAUCCCACUGGAUUCCGGAGCUGGUCUGGUGGGGCUGGCCGAUGGUGGUGGUAAUGUAGGAGGAGGUGUGGGCACGCCUCCCCUUUCCCAUCGGCGCAGGGUGUUCAUCACCUCCUGCAUGGCGGAGCCGAGUUGCUGGAUCCUGGCAUGCUGACAGCUGACCCGAUCCUCCAGCGACUCGGUCGGCACCGCUGCUCCUGCUGACUCCAUAGUAUUGGUGUGUGAUUCUGUCACAAGCUGAUGUGGAUGCGGUGUUGGAGUCAGGCGCAGGACACAGAAGCUCAGUCAAAAAAGACUUUACUAGUCCACAAAUACAAUACAAAAUAAACGGGCCUCAAACACUGGAGGCGAGCGAUUACGCAUACAGUGCGUAAAGACACUAUCAACAUGAGAACAAAUAUCUUACAUCAAAGGACAGGCGGACAAUCACACACAACUGCAAACAAAACUAAAGGAAACUUAUAGGUGACCUAAUCAAUACAUAACACGAAACAGGUGCACUAACAAGACAAGACCAAACAAACAUCGAUACAUCAAGCGGUAGUAGCUAGUACUCCGGGGACGACGAACGCCGAAGCCUGCCCGAGCAAGGAGGAGGAGCAGUCUCGGCGGAAUUCGUGACAGAAGCAUUUGUGUUUAGUGAGUCCGCCAGAGCAGAGGCAGUUGGGAUGACCAGGGAUGUUCUCUUGAUAAGUGUGUGAAUUGGAAAAAUGUUCUGUCCUGCUAAGCAUUCGAAAUGUAACUAGUACUUUUGGGUGUAAGGGAAAAUGUAUGGAGUAAAAAGUACAUUAUUUUCUUUAGGAAUGUAGUGAAGUAAAAGUUGUCAAGAAUAUAAAUAGUAAAGUAAAGUACAGAUACCACAAAACACGACUUAAGCAGUACUUUUUUACACCACGGCACAGUUGCCAAGCCAUCCUAAAGAGGGCGGUGUCUCUCUGGCAGGCUUGGGUGCCAGAUGUUGGAUAGAGGCUUAGCUGACAUACGAGGCCACUGGCACAGAGUGUGUCUCAGCUUAGGAUACUUUCUCCGAAAAAACGGACACAUUGAGCUAAGGGACACUAUCACUGCAUCACAUGGGGGUCUGAAAGGUUCCAGAACACUGCUGAGAUCACAGAGUUUGUUCAUAUAUGGGUAUGCGUGUUCUGACGUUGUUAUGUGUCAUUCCUCUGUAGGCCAUGUACAUGUUCUAUGCGCUGGCCCUGGUGUGUGAUGACUACUUUGUUCCCUCUCUGGAGAAGAUAUGCGAGGUAAGAAUGUAAUACACUAUUCUGUAACAGGGUCGGGGUCAAUUCAACGGGAAUGAAUUUUAGGCACACAAUUCUUAUUUUCAGAUAAGAAGAUGUGCUUUCUACUCUCUCUAACACUCUCACUCUCUCUCUGUCUCUCUCAGCGUCUUCAUCUUAGUGAGGAUGUGGCAGGAGCAACCUUCAUGGCAGCCGGCAGCUCAGCUCCUGAACUCUUCACCUCUGUCAUCGGUGAGACGUACAGACACACAGACACACAUACUUUUUAAAUGUUUUUAUGUUUUACUUUAUCAGCAGUCCCAGUAUGUUUUAAUGAGUGAGAGUGAUAUACGUUAGCCAUGUCAAUACUUUACAUGUACAAGCUUGUAACCCUCCAUUCCUAACCAUUGUAUAACCCAGGGGUGUUCUGUCUUUUAUUUGUUACUGUGCAGGUGUGUUCAUCACUAAAGGGGAUGUGGGGGUGGGCACGAUUGUGGGCUCCGCCGUCUUCAAUAUCCUCUGCAUUAUCGGAGUGUGUGGAAUAUUUGCUGGCCAGGUAGGUUUCUGUACCUUGGCUUGCUCAGGCAUGCACACACACACACACACACACACACACACACACACACACACACACAGACACACCGGAAGGGAUGAAUACCUGGGGGUAAAAUGUUGUCUGUUCCACUCUUACUGAAUGUUUUCUCUCUUUCUCUCUCUCUCUCUCUCUCUCAGGCGGUGCAUCUGUCUCGUUGGUCUCUUAUGAGAGACUCUGUGUACUACACCCUGUCCAUCGCUGCUCUCAUAGUGGUGAGUGGAGCCUGACCAUUGCAAACCAGUGAAGUGAGCCUUAAAGGCUCUGUAUGGUCAAUCCGAUUUCUGCAGUGGCCGUACAGCAUGCGGCCUCCGCAGAUGUCAGAUCAUUCAUACUUCUUGCGCUUCGUGGAGCAGAGCAGAACUGUUGUGAGGGAAGUUGUCAAGGAAGUGAGUUUGUGUUUACACAGGACCUCCCGCCCCCACCUACCGUCAACCAAUCAUGUCAAUGCGGAGCUAAACAAAGCUAUACGGAGCCCUCUGCAUUGUUACAUUUGGGAGGCGCAAGGCGAUGCGGUACAGAGCUCAAUUUGGCCUCCGGAGGCUCCGCAAUUGCGUCAGACCCUCCAUAUGGAGCCUCCGGAUCGCAAUUCCGGAGCAAGCAUAAAUUGGCUUUUAGUGUGUUGCAUCCUGUUGAUCAGAUGGUGCAACUACAGUGGAGCCAUACACUGUUAACAUCAGAGAAUGGUGAACCACCAUGGUUUUUACUGUACUUCCAGUCAUUCUUCCAAGUGUUCAGUAUCAUUCUUCUUUUUCUCCUUACAGUUCAUAUAUGAUGAAAAGGUUUCAUGGUAAAUAUGGCUUUCACUUUCUUGUGUAUACAGUACAUACGUUAUGUGUUGUAUUGUAUAGCUGUUAAAAAUCAGUUUCAAUUGAAUCCCUCUCGAUGUUUGUUCCAGGUGGGAGUCUCUGACACUGGUUCUGAUGUAUUUCGGCUACAUUUUGAUAAUGAAGUAAGUCUGUGUCUGACACCAUCAAUACACACACUUCAAAACAAUUAGAGGUAUGAAGUUGUAUCCACAUCCUUGUUCUGUCCCUCUUUGUCUAGGUAUAACUGUCACAUUGUUUGUUUCUGUGCAUAGGUUUAACUCGAACAUUGUGCGUUUCCUGGAGAGGCGGAAGAAGAACUCGUCCAGCCUGGGGAACGGCGCAGCCAGUAACGCUGACCUGGAUGACAAUUGUGACGCCACCGCUGUCCUGCUGAAAAAAGGUACGGUCUGACUGUUCUGCUACAGUGGGGGAAAAAAGUAUUUAGUCAGCCACCAAUUGUGCAAGUUCUCCCACUUAAAAAGAUGAGAGAGGCCUGUAAUUUUCAUCAUAGGUACACGUCAACUAUGACAGACAAAUUGAGGGAAAAAAAUCCAGAAAAUCACAUUGUAGGAUUUUUUAUUAAUUGAUUUGCAAAUUAUGGUGGAAAAUAAGUAUUUGGUCACCUACAAACAAGCAAGAUUUCUGGCUCUCACAGACCUGUAACAACUUCUUUAAGAGGCUCCUCUGUCCUCCACUCAUUACCUGUAUUAAUGGCACCUGUUUGAACUUGUUAUCAGUAUAAAAGACACCUGUCCACAACCUCAAACAGUCACACUCCAAACUCCACUAUGGCCAAGACCAAAGAGCUGUCAAAGGACACCAGAAACAAAAUUGUAGACCUGCACCAGGCUGGGAAGACUGAAUCUGCAAUAGGUAAGCAGCUUGGUUUGAAGAAAUCAACUGUGGGAGCAAUUAUUAGGAAAUGGAAGACAUACAAGACCACUGAUAAUCUCCCUCGAUCUGGGGCUCCACGCAAGAUCUCACCCCGUGGGGUCAAAAUGAUCACAAGAACGGUGAGCAAAAAUCCCAGAACCACACAGGGGGACCUAGUGAAUGACCUGCAGAGAGCUGGGACCAAAGUAACAAAGCCUACCAUCAGUAACACACUACGCCGCCAGGGACUCAAAUCCUGCAGUGCCAGACGUGUCCCCCUGCUUAAGCCAGUACAUGUCCAGGCCCGUCUGAAGUUUGCUAGAGUGCAUUUGGAUGAUCCAGAAGAGGAUUUGGAGAAUGUCAUAUGGUCAGAUGAAACCAAAAUAGAACUUUUUGGUAAAAACUCAACUCGUCGUGUUUGGAGGACAAAGAAUGCUGAGUUGCAUCCAAAGAACACCAUACCUACUGUGAAGCAUGGGGGUGGAAACAUCAUGCUUUGGGGCUGUUUUUCUGCAAAGGGACCAGGACGACUGAUCCGUGUAAAGGAAAGAAUGAAUGGGGACAUGUAUCGUGAGAUUUUGAGUGAAAACCUCCUGCCAUCAGCAAGGGCAUUGAAGAUGAAACGUGGCUGGGUCUUUCAGCAUGACAAUGAUCCCAAACACACCGCCCGGGCAACGAAGGAGUGGCUUCGUAAGAACCAUUUCAAGGUCCUGGAGUGGCCUAGUGUCACGAAUACCGCCGAGGCUGCUCCUCCUCCUUGUUCGGGCAGGCUUCGGCGUUCGUCGUCCCCGGAGUACUAGCUGCCACCGUUUGAUGUUUUCGAUGUUUGUUUUGUCAUGUCUAGUUUAGUGCACUUGUUUCGUAUUCUGUCAUGAUUAUGUCACCUAUAAGUUUCCCUGUGUUAUGUUUUGUAGUUGUGUGUUAUUGUUCUACAUGUCGUGUGUUGUAGGUUCGGUGCCUUGUCUUUGUAUAGUGUUUUACGCACUGCGCGUAUUUUGUUCGCCUCCUGUGUUUGAGGCCGUUUCUUUUGUGUCUAUUUACGAGUAUAGUAAAGUCGCCUUGACUGAUCCUCUGUGUCCUGCGAUUGACUCAACCACCGCAUCCACAUCAGCACAUCACUGACAGAAUAACACACCUUUUCACUAUGGAGUCAGCAGGAGCAGCGGCGGGAACCGAGUCGCUGGAGGAUCGGGUCAGCUGCCAGGACGCCAGGAUCCAGCAACUCGGAUCCGCCAUGCAAGAAGUAAUGGACACCCUGCGCCGAUGGGAGAGAGGAGGCUUGCCCACACUUCCUCCUACCUUACCACCACCAUCGGCCAGCCCCACCAUACCAGCUCCGGAGUCCAGUGGGAUUCGGCUCUCGCUCCCGAGGGCAUAUGAUGGCACCGCAGCCGGGUGUCAGGGGUUCCUCCUUCAAGUGGAGCUCUACCUGGCAACCAUACACCCGGCACCCUCGGGAUACGAGAGCGUUUCCGCCCUCAUCUCCUGUCUCUCCGGCAAGGCGUUGGAGUGGGCCAAUGCCGAAUGGAGGGGAAAAGACGCCGCCACCAUCAGCUACGCGGAGUUCUCCCGCCGCUUCAGGGCUGUUUUCGAUCAUCCCCCUGAGGGUAAAGCGGCGGGGGAGCAUCUGUUCCACCUUCGACAGGGGAAGAGGAGCGCACAGGAGUUCGCCCUGGACUUCCGGACUCUAGCGGCGGAUCCGUGUAAAGGAAAGAAUGAAUGGGGCCAUGUAUCGUGAGAUUUUGAGUGAAAACCUCCUUCCAUCAGCAAGGGCAUUGAAGAUGAAACGUGGCUGGGUCUUUCAGCAUGACAAUGAUCCCAAACACACCGCCCGGGCAACGAAGGAGUGGCUUCGUAAGAAGCAUUUCAAGGUCCUGGAGUGGCCUAGCCAGUCUCCAGAUCUCAACCCCAUAGAAAAUCUUUGGAGGGAGUUGAAAGUCCGUGUUGCCCAGCGACAGCCCCAAAACAUCACUGCUCUAGAGGAGAUCUGCAUGGAGGAAUGGGCCAAAAUACCAGCAACAGUGUGUGAAAACCUUGUGAAGACUUACAGAAAACGUUUGACCUGUGUCAUUGCCAACAAAGGGUAUAUAACAAAGUAUUGAGAAACUUUUGUUAUUGACCAAAUACUUAUUUUCCACCAUAAUUUGCAAAUAAAUUCAUUAAAAAUCCUACAACGUGGUUUUCUGGAUUUUAUUUUCUAAUUUGGUCUGUCAUAGUUGACGUGUACCUAUGAUGAAAAUUACAGGCCUCUCUCAUCUUUUUAAGUGGGAGAACUUGCACAAUUGGUGGCUGACUAAAUACUUUUUUUCCCCACUGUAUAUGUGUGUCUGUGUGUGUGUGUUUGCCUCAUGUCUCUCUCCCUCUCUCUCUUUCUCUCACGCUCUCUCGUAGCUAACUUCCACAGAAAGCAGUCAGUGUUGAUGGUAGAUGAGUUGCUGUCAGCCUACCCCCACCAGCUGUCCUUCUCUGAUGCCAGCAUGAGGAUCAUGAUUACCAGCCACUUCUCCCCUCGCACACGCCUCACCAUGGCCUCACGCGUGCUCAUUACUGAGGUAGGACCACACAGACACAAACACACACACGCCUCACCAUGGCCUCACGCAUGCUCAUUACUGAGGUAGGACCACACAGACACAAACACACACACGCCUCACCAUGGCCUCACGCGUGCUCAUUACUGAGGUAGGACCACACAGACACAAACACACACACGCCUCACCAUGGCCUCACGCAUGCUCAUUACUGAGGUAGGACCACACAGACACAAACACACACACGCCUCACCAUGGCCUCACGCAUGCUCAUUACUGAGGUAGGACCACACAGACACAAACACACACACGCUUUGCCAUAGCCUUCUGCACACGUGGGUGUUUCUGUUUGCUGUGUGGGUAUGAAUAAAUUAUAUUCUUACAGCAUACUUAUUCUGAUGUUUGUACAACAUAUGGCAUGUGUUUGUAUUGGAUAGGCUAUGACUAUAGGCCUGUGUUUUGGUUAGUCAUGUCAUAUGACAUGGAUUUUAAACUUUAUUUUAAGCCUUUUCCAGAAAUUAGAAUUAGACCAGAAAUGAAAGCAUCUAUCUGACAUAAAAAGAAGAGGGGACAGUUUGAUGAAAAAGCUUUAAAUAAAGUUUAAAAUCCAGGUCAUGUGACAUGAUUAACCAAAACACAGGGCCCUAGCUAUGACGUGUGUAUGCAUUUGUGCAGAGGCAGCGUUUGAUUAGCACCCGGCCGUUCACUAACGGAGACUCGGAGGUCACGGUGAAAGUCGGCGGUAGGCGGGGCCUGGAGAAUGGACUGGGCGGGCCAGAAAGGGGUGUCAAUGGCCGCCGUGGUCACCAUGGAGAGGACGACAGGGGAGGGGUGGAGUCUGGCAACGAGACGGAAAACAAUGAGAAUGAUGAGGAAGAGGAGGAGGAGGAAGGGGAGGAGGAAGGGGAGGGACCUUUCGUGCCCUUUCACGCCCCAGGUAUAAUUUUUUUAAUAUCAUUACAGGGUUUCAAACAAUUCUCAGUCUCUCUGAGCUCUCUUUAUUGUGUUGGUCAACCACAUUCACACUCACCGAAAGGUAUUUUUAGAUUUCCUCAAUAAAAGCAUCACUUAAUGUAAGCCCAGCAAUGAACACAAAUUGAAACCAUACAUCUCUUCUUCCUCUCUUUCUCUUUCUCUCUUUCUCUCUCUCUAGCUGGGUGCUGUAAUAAGAUCAAGUGGCUAUUAGCCUGGCCUCUGUGCCUGCUGUUGUUCUUCACGGUGCCUAACUGUGCCAACCCUCGCUGGGAGAGAUGGUUCAUGGUCUCCUUCGUCACUUCCACCCUCUGGAUUGCUGGCUUUUCCUAUGUCAUGGUCUGGAUGGUGAGGACACACACACGUGCACAUACACACACAGACACACACACACACACACACACAGACAGACACUCACUGAUGUGUGUCUCUUCCCUUCAGGUGACAGUGAUCGGGUUUACUCUGGGUAUCCCUGAUGUUAUCAUGGGCAUCACCUUCCUGGCAGCUGGCACCAGUGUACCUGACUGCAUGGCCAGUCUUAUAGUGGCACGUCAAGGUGAGGACACACACUACCAGGGCUGUUUGCAUUGCUGCUCACCUGCCCCAUGAACCGACACCCAGGAAUCAAAGAGCUCCAUACUGUCUGUGUACAUGGUCAACAGAGAGAGGGUGGAGAGAAGGGAGGAGGCAAAGCUUGUCAUCUGUCGGGCUGGCUCUGUGACUGAGUCGUGUGGGAGUGAUGGAAGAGAACACAGUGUGGUUCCUUCCUCCAUUUUUUUGAUCUGUGUUUAUUCUCACUCCCCCUAUCAAAUAUUCAUCAGAGUCUGUCUGAGAGGGGGAAAUGGGAAACACAUUCCCUGACAGUCUGUUUGUUGUUGUUGUGUUUGUUGUUUGUGGCGACCUGAAUACCUCAGCAAGUCUGAAUUUUUUAUUGAUGUUACAGAUGUUGACCAACAUCUCUCUCUCUCUCUGCCUCCCUAUCUCUCUCUCUCUGCCUCCCUCUCUCUCUCUCUCUCUCUGCCUCCCUCCCUCCCUCCUCUCUCUCGCUCUGCCUCCCUCCCUCCCUCCUCCUCUCUCUCUCUCUCUCUCUCUCUCUAUCUCUUUGUCUCCCUCUCCCUCUCCCUCCCUCCUUCUGCCUUUUGAUUUCUCUUUCUCUCUUUCUCUGCCUCUGCCUCUUCUCCCUUUUUCGUUCUCCCUGUCUCUCUCUCUCUCUCUCAGGUCUUGGGGACAUGGCUGUGUCUAACUCUAUAGGCAGUAAUGUGUUUGAUAUCCUUAUUGGACUGGGCCUACCCUGGGCCCUGCAGACCCUGGCCAUCAACUACGGCUCCUACGUAAGUAACAAACACAGUUUCUCCUAACCCUGACUGUGUAAGGUCUUUUAGUAAACCUCUAUAAGCAAUACACAAUAAAAACUGACAUGAGCAACCCCUUUGACACGUAUACAUGCUAGGCCUAUUCCGAGAAGGUAAUAUUGAUGUUGCUUUAUCAUGUGAGAGAUGACACAAUUGAUCUUCUGUCCAGAGCCCUCUCUGCUCAUGUCAAAUGGUACCAAUGUUAUGUAUGUUUAUGUACAAUAUUAGUCAUGCCAUGCUAACAUAGCCAUUGGAGCGUGUGUUAUUUGUGAUCUCUGUAGAUAAACAUAUCUUCCAGCUUGACAUGAGAGAGAGAUGGUCCUAACAGCUGAAAGAGGGAGAAGAAAAGUAGCUGUCAGCAGUCCAAGCGAAAUAUAGCGCUGAGUGCACCUGUAGCCCAGUGUGCCAUAACCCCACUAGAUCAAACACACAUGUGGGGGUGCUGUGGCUGUGAAGGAAUGCCUACAUACAUCUGUUCCCAGGAGCACACAGACAAGCUUUGCUGCUUUUGGAGUGUGGAGUGUAACAUGAUUAUUCUCAAUGAAGGCUUUGACUGUGCGUUAGAGAAUUGAGCUGUGUAUCGUGGGUGUAGAAUAAGAUACACAGAGUACAGCUGAUAUACUGUAUUCAUUUCAAAUGGGCCCGAAUUCAAAAGAGAUGGCAGGCUUGUAAUGCAUCAGUUUGGUGGUGUUUUUGAAACUAUUAUACUCUUCUGGAAAUAGCAGGUGUACACUUUACACUGGUGCGAAAGUGUUGUAAAUCAGUUCCCAACCCCAUGGUUUAACUUCUUCUCCUGUUGAACCCUUUCUUCUAUUAGAUUCAAUUGAACAGCAAAGGGCUCAUCUUCUCUGUGGGACUUCUGUUGGGGUCUGUGUUCCUCACAGUGAGUGACUCUUUAGAACUUUUUUAAAUAAUAAAAUAUACUUGUGUUUUGUAUUUUUACACAGUCUAUGCACAAUUGAGUUUGAAUAGAGCAACUAUAGAUAUAAUUUCUUCAUCUCUUCCCACCUCUCGCUCUCAGGUCCUGGGGGUACAUCUGAAUGGGUGGAAACUGGACCGUCGUCUGGGCCUGGUGUGUCUGUUCAUGUACUCCAUCUUUCUCUGCUUCUCCAUCCUCAUAGAGUACAACAUCUUCACCUUCGUCAACCUGCCCACCUGCAGAGACCGCUGA